Molecule: messenger RNA, 648 nt
Organism: Ilex paraguariensis (yerba mate)
Lineage: Eukaryota; Viridiplantae; Streptophyta; Magnoliopsida; Aquifoliales; Aquifoliaceae
Source: the annotation of a GenBank genome assembly
AUGAAGACAACGGUAGCUGAAAUUCUUGCAUAUGUCGCCUUUUGGGCUAUGGUUUCCUUUCUUGCAUAUACCUCUGAUCCCAGUCCUCUUCAGGACUUCUGUGUUGCUGUCAAUGAUUCCAAAGCUGCUGUAAUAGUUGCUCAAAUUGGUGGACUAAACACCCUUGGCAUUUCGAUGGCAUACCUUGAUUUUGCACCAUAUGGCCUCAAUCCUCCUCACACACACCCUUGCGGUACCGAGAUCCUCACUGUCAUGGAAGGCGCGCUCUAUGUGGGAUUUGUUACUUCCAACCCCAACAAUCGUCUCACAAGCAAGGUCCUAUGCCAAGGAGAUGUGUUUGUGUUCCCUAUUGGUCUGAUUCAUUUCCAGCUAAAUGUUGGAAACACACCAGCAGUGGCAAUUGGCGGGCUGAGCAAUCAAAAUCCCGGAGUAAUCACCAUUGCAAAUGCAGUGUUCAAGUCGAAGCCACCUAUCUCUGUUGAUGUUCUCACCGAGGCCUUCCAAGUUGACAAAAAUGUGGUUAACUAUCUUCAAGUUCAGUUAUGGAUUGAUAACAAUGGCCACCAAAAACACAUUUGCAUGAUUGAUAUUUCGAAGUUUAUUUAUUGUUUGAAUAAAGAAGUGCACAUUUUGCACACCAUAAAAUAA